Molecule: messenger RNA, 2195 nt
Organism: Daldinia vernicosa
Lineage: Eukaryota; Fungi; Ascomycota; Sordariomycetes; Xylariales; Hypoxylaceae
Product: glycosyltransferase family 21 protein
Exons: 2
Coding region: 373-1992 (539 amino acids)
Biological process (GO): glucosylceramide biosynthetic process
Cellular component (GO): membrane
Molecular function (GO): ceramide glucosyltransferase activity
Source: RefSeq, a predicted model, not a curated record
GCUGUCAUCGCCUCUGCGCCUUUGAUCACCUACAAUUUUAGUUUAAAUUUUUUUUCUUAUUAGCGGGACCUCAGGCUCUUAGAGGAUCCAUCAACAAUGCCGGAUGGACCGGACCGCAUUCAUAUUCCCUGAGUCGUAAAACGAUACCAUUACCAUUAAGGAUUCGAUAUCUGAUCGUCAUUGGCCCCAGUAUGGAUGGAAUGCUCUAUAUUAAUUCCUUCUCCUUGCGUCCCGCUAGAUCUGGUUGAUAUUGUCCUAGAACGUCCACCUUGAACAUUCAGUCUUUUGAUGUUUUUGUUUUUUGUUUUUGUUUUUUUUUUUUAAUCAUCUAAUUAUUACACGACUCUCUCUUCUUCAUCCUGAUAUGUUCCAAUGCCCUCAUACAUUGUUCAGGCGUUAGGUAGCGUCGGUAUCAUAUGGGGCUUUGUUGUCGUUUCAGUUCAAAGUAUUGGUCUCUAUAAAAUCUUCCGCUACUACUCGUCAGUCCCCGCCGCCCCGGUGUCUCCAUACCUACCGAAAGAUGAGGUGCCGCACGUAACUAUCAUCCGGCCUGCCAAGGGUCUAGAACCCGGCUUGUACGAAUGUCUCGCCUCCGUAUUCCACCUGUCCUAUCCGAAAGACAAGUUGACCAUCUACUUCUGCGUUUCGUCCAAGGAAGAUGCCGCAUACCCCGUCAUCCGUAAGCUCCUCGAUAAUUACCCCGAUUUCGAUGCCAAGGUUUUCGUCGAAACUGAAGACCCUUUUCUCCACGGUGAUGGCGGCCACGUCGACAAUGUUGGUCCGAACCCCAAGAUUCGCAAUUUGAGUAGGGCUUAUAGGGAAGCGAAAGGGGAUAUAAUAUGGCCUCUCGACAGCAACGUGUGGAUAGCAAGGGAUGUAGCUGGUCGUAUGGUCGACAAGCUCUGCGGAUACCAACCAAACGGCAAGCGAGCGAAACCUUUCAAAUUCGUCCACCAACUACCUUUAGUAGUAGAUACCGUUACCUCAAUGAGCUCUUCAAACUCCGAAGGCCAGACCUUGCUGUCCGGAUCUUCAGUGACUGGCGGCUCCGAUGCGCAGUCCAGCGUCGACGUGCCGUCCUCCGUUUUGUCUAGGUCCUGGGCUCACGGAGGCGGAAGAUUGGAGGAGAUGUUUAUGGCUACGACUCACGCCAAGUUCUAUGGCGCUAUUAAUACCGUUGGUAUUGCGCCCUGCAUCGUCGGGAAGAGUAACAUGUUCCGCAAGUCGCAUCUCGAUCAGGUCACAGAUCCAGCCCAAAACCCGAUCCUGACGGGCAGAGCCGCAACUCUGCCCAAGGGUCUAGAUCAUUUCUCUCUAUUUAUGUGCGAGGAUCAUGUCAUCGGCGAUCUUCUAUGGCGUUCCAACCUGCCCGGCUUCGCCAACCAUGGCCUUGUUUGGGGCGACCUCGCGAUCCAGCCUAUGGCGGGAAUGUCGGUGCCCGCUUACGUCUCACGCAGGGUGAGAUGGUUGCGUGCUAGAAAAUGGACCGUGUUAUCAGCUACUCUAGUCGAGCACGGCGUCGAGAGCCUCGUGUGCUGCUUCUACGUGUCCUUCGGUCUCACUAGCCUCCCUUGGUUUCACCAGACUCUUGGCAUCCCACAAACUUGGAAGGCUCUGUGGCAGCUCUGGCUCGCUGGCGUCGCGCUGUGGAUGGUUGUAGACCGGAUCGUAUUCAGAAAGUUGCAUGCAGGACACAGCAUACACGUGGACGAACAGACGCCAUUAUUUGCCCGGGGCACGAGCCGCGGCGGAGCUGAAAAGCGCCGAUUCGGCGAGUGGUUCCUGGCUUGGUUAGGGCGGGAGGUAAUGGCCCUACCCAUCUGGACGUGGGCCGUCUUCCUCGGUGCCACGGUGAAUUGGAGGGGCAAGCAAUUUCGGGUCCGAUCAGAUAUGACGGUCGUUUCGAUAGACUCGGAGCCUGAAGAGCGGGCUUCGGCGCAGAAUGGGUAUAGCGCCGAUGGCAUGUCGCGAGCAAGAGGGAAGAAAGAUUAGACCUAAGAUACCCCAGCAUUUAUUCACGCCUAAUAUAUAAUUCAUUACGUCAACCGCGUCGCUGGGUCGAAUUGGCAUCUUGACAGGUAUUUAUAUCGUUUUUCCUAAUUAGACCUUUUCGGCGUAGCCGAUCUAGCCCAAAGACAGCCUUACAGAAACCUCAAGGUAUACUCGGUUCACACCUAGGACUACUUGAUAUGCCG